AUGAAUAAUAUCAAUGUAUACGUCCGUCAGAACAGUACCCGUCAGUAUAAUUUCGAGAAGUUUAAAAAGUUUUUGUCCAAAAAGUACUCGGCCAAUACGGCCGGCGCUUUGGACUCGUUGUUGGCCCGUUUGGUGUCCACUAAGGACACCCCUGGCAUGAUUAACACGAUCGAUCACCUGAUUAAGAACGUGACCAUAACUGUGCCCGAGACCUGUCCCAAUCUGGACGACAUGGCCGUGUCAAACGUGGAAUUCAAAAAGUUGUGCGGACGCUGGGAUGCCAUCUACACGUCCAACAGUCGCGUGGAUAAGGACUGUGUCUAUACUGUGGACUCGUAUCACAAAGCGAUGGACUCAUUGAUACAGGAAAAACAGGUGAUAAUGCGCCGUUCGAAGUCCAGCCCGAGCCGGCAGGAAGUGCUCUACGAUCGCACAUUUUUCCAGUCAUGGAUUCUGGACACCGAUUAUAAGACAUAUCGUUUGCAAUACACAUGUUAUGUGAAAGUGGUUAACGGCCGCAAACGGCGUAUAGAUUUGCAACGACUGUACACGAAAAACAUCGAGGCCAAAGACUUUGACCCGAAUAUAUUGGCAAGAUUGCGCCAAAAAUCGUCCAUGAUCGAUUUGCAACGACUGUACACGAAAAACAUCGAGGCCAAAGACUUUGACCCGAAUAUAUUGGCAAGAUUGCGCCAAAAAUCGUCCAUGAUCGGUAAAGCGCUGGAACCAAUGGACAGGUUAUACUGUCCACCCAUAACUACCGCUACCACAACCACCACCGCUGCCCCCAUUAUCAGUGGUGGCAAUAAUUUUAAUAAUAUUAAUGAUGAUGAUAUGAUAUGA
Molecule: messenger RNA, 843 nt
Organism: Medioppia subpectinata
Lineage: Eukaryota; Metazoa; Arthropoda; Arachnida; Sarcoptiformes; Oppiidae
Source: the annotation of a GenBank genome assembly